AUGGCUCCCUCCAGCCUUAAUGCAUUCCUCGAGAUAGAAAGCUCGCCCCAACUCACUAGCCCUCGACCUGCACUACGCAAAGACAAGCACGGCGCUGCCCAAGCACCAUCAGACUAUGAGCUGGAUGAUAUUCAGCAAGCCAAAGACUCAACUCGAGUGACUUCUAAGUCUGUGGCACCGCCAACGACAUGUCCUCCUUCGCCAUCACCAAGCGAGCUGGAGCAGCGUCUAUCGAUGCCUCAAGCUACACACGAAACCCCUACAUGGGCUGUAGACCGAACUGUCACAUCAUGGAAAACAAAAUGGCGGAUGUCCAGCGUCUGUCUCAUGAGUCUCGGCAGUGGAAUGAAUGACAGCGCACCAGGUGCACUAAUUCCCUACAUCGAAAAGCAUUAUAACAUUGGAUAUGCCAUUGUAUCUUUGAUCUUUGUGACCAACGCACUAGGUUUCAUCCUGGCAGCUCCUCUCACUCAUUCGAUCGAGCGUAAACUUGGCCGUGCAAGGAGCUAUGCUCUCGCACUAUCUGUUCAGGCAAUUGGCUACGUUGUUAUCAUCUGCCAGCCCCCAUUCCCCGCUGUUGUCGCCAGUUUCUUUCUUCUAGGAUUCGGCAUGGCCCUCGCUCUUGCUUUGAGCAACGUAUACUGUGCCAAUCUCGCAAAUUACACAACGGCUCUAGGCUGCUCCCAUGGCUUCUAUGGCAUUGGCGGCAUCAUUGCCCCGCUAUUUGCGACAGCUAUGGUGUCUGACGGGAUAAGGUGGUCAUUCUUCUACAUUAUUACCCUGGCUGUGGCAAUCUUCAACUUAGGAUAUGUCUCGUGGGCCUUCCACCGCUUCGAAAAUGACUCGCCCAAUGAGCCACCACUGGCUGCAAGGUCAACAACCUCACACGUCAACGAUGGAGAGCCUCCUUCGCGAACCCAGGUCCUCAAAAAAACGAUUCGCAAUCGUACUACCCUUCUCGGUGCUCUCUUCAUCUUUGCCUAUCAGGGUGCCGAAGUCUCCAUCUCAGGCUGGGUCGUCUCUUUCCUCAUCAGUUAUCGACACGGCGAUCCAUCGCAAGUUGGAUAUGUCAGCGCCGGCUUCUGGACUGGAAUCACAGUCGGUCGAUUCUUGUUGACGCACCCAGCUUCCAGUAUCGGUGAAAAGAUCGCCGUUGCGGGCAUGAUAGCAGGUGCUGUUGCGUUCCAGCUGUUGACCUGGCUGGUCCCAAAUGUCAUCGGAGAUGGCGUCGCGGUUUCUAUCCUAGGCCUUCUCCUUGGUGCUGUUUACCCGUGUGCCACAUCGGUUUUUACCAGGCUCAUUCCGCAUAGCAUGCAAAUCUCUAGUCUGAGCUUUAUCAGUGCUCUUGGUAGCAGUGGUGGUGCCGUUUCGCCUUUUUUUACUGGUAUACUUGCACAAAAGGUUGGCACGAUAGUCUUACAUCCGAUUUGCAUUGGGCUCUAUGGCGUCAUGGCUAUCAGCUGGCUCUUGUUGCCAAAAGUUGUUAAGAGGACUGAGUAG
Penicillium salamii is the source of this 1500-nucleotide messenger RNA. NCBI's taxonomy places the organism in Eukaryota, Fungi, Ascomycota, Eurotiomycetes, Eurotiales, Aspergillaceae. The record is from the annotation of a GenBank genome assembly.